UGCAGUAGUUGCUGUGCAGAAUGAGGGCAGGAGUGGUCGUCACCCAGGUCAGCCUCUGAUGCCUGGGAUUCCGCAUGAAGCAAGGGGGUGCGUGUGCAUGUGGGAGGCAGUGCAGGUUCAUUGCUUUCAUCCUGACUCCUCUCCUUGGUGGGGGUCCUGCUCCACUGCCCCUCCCCCCACUGCAGCUCCCACAGGAGCUGGGUCCUGGGGUCCUGCCGGCUGCUCCCUCAGGCAGGGGUGGGUAUGGGAAACAGCUAGGUGGAUGGGCAAAGGCCUUUCCAUGGCCUCUGCCCUGCCCAUCCGUGGUGGGUCAUAGGCCGCCCCUGUGUGGGGCAGAGUUGAAGGCAGCCUGGGCAGGCCACAGAGGAGCCUGGUGGGAUGCCCAGUGACAGCUACACUGGGCAAAAUGGACAGUGAGGAGGGGUGAGCUGUUUGCCCAGGUGGGGUCACACCUGUUCUCAGGGAUGCUGCCGAAAGGGAUGGCAGGCAGGGAGGGGGCUGGAGGGUCUCUCCCUCAGUGUCCUGGCUCCAGGCCGCUGCCCCCUCCCACCGUACCCCUCCUGGGGCUCUGGAGGCUGCCCACCUCUCUGUCAUCACGGACACUGUCAUGCGGGGGUAUACAAUGCCCAGCAUCUCAGCCCACCCCAGCCAGGCCGUCCUGCCCUCGCCCCCAGAACCAGCACACCCCAUGCUACCCCAAACCUUCUCCUCCUGGGGCUUUGCAGCUGACCCCUCUGGGACAGUAGACACAGACAUCAGCCCGGGUGACUCCCAGGUGCCCAGGGCUCCAUCCCGUCCUCCCCUGGGCUGGGCAACAGGGCCACGGUGCCGGGAGGCAGGGCAUGUCCCAUAGGUGGCUACAGCGGCCCCUCCUCCUGCCCCUUACUCAUUAGCCAGGCUGCAAGGUGACAUGGGCUUGGCUGGGCAAGGCGGGCUGUAGGAGUGCUCAGGCAUGCAGGGUGGACAGCGGCCCAGUCUCGGAAUGGACAGCGUUCAGGACACAGUCCCCCAAGACCAAGGGGGCUGUUGCCCGGCCCUCCGCAGGCUGCUCCCCGUUGGCUUUUGGGCUGAGGUGUGGACGCUCAUCGCCCUUUCUGGACCCCUGUACCUGUUCCAGGCGCUCACCUUCAUGAUCCAUUUUGUGAGUUCCGUGUUUUGCGGGCACCUGGGCAAGCUGGAGCUGGCGGCAGUGACCCUCGCGGUGGCCUUUGUCAACGUCUGUGGAGUUUCCAUAGGCUUGGGCUUGUCCUCGGCGUGUGACACCUUGAUGUCUCAGAGCUUCGGCAGCCCCAACAAGAAGCACGUGGGGGUCAUCCUGCAGAGGGGUACCCUGGUGCUGCUCCUCUGCUGCUUCCCCUGCUGGGCGUUCUUCCUCAACACCGAGACUAUUCUGCUGCUCUUCAGGCAGGACCCGGCCGUGUCCAGGCUAACCCAGGAGUACGUGCUGAUUGUCAUCCCAACGCUUCCAAAAACCACUUAUGGGAGAACUUGUGGGAAGAGUGGGAAAGAAACAUUUUCAUUCACCUCUAAUCCUGCCACCCAGAGAGAAUACAGGGCAUGUUUUCUUUAUGUCCUGCUGGCAAAAUAUCUGCAAAAUCAGGGCAUCGUCUGGCCCCAAGUCUUCAGUGGCAUCGUGGGCAACUGCAUCAAUGGCUUGGCCAACUACAUCCUGGUUUCCAUGCUGAGCCUGGGGGUCAAGGGCUCUGCUUAUGCCGUCACAAUCUCCUACUUCGUGCAGACCAUCUUCCUCUUUCUCUACAUUGUGCUGAAGAAGCUUCACCUGGAGACAUGGGCAGGCUGGUCCAGCCAGUGCCUGCAGGACUGGGGCUCCUUCUUCUCCCUGGCCAUUCCCAGCAUGCUCAUGAUAUGCAUCGAGUGGUGGGCCUACGAGAUUGGGAGCUUCCUCAUGGGCCUGAUCAGCGUGCUGGACCUCUCCAGCCAGGCCAUCAUCUACGAGCUAGCCACCAUAGUCUACAUGAUUCCCCUGGGGCUCAGCAAUGCCGUCUGUGUCCGGGUGGGGACCGCCCUGGGAGCUGCAGAUACUGCACAAGCUAAGCGUUCAGCUAUCUCAGGCAUGCUCUGCGCAGUGGGCACUUCGCUGGUGGUGGGCAUGCUGCUGAGCGUCCUGAAAAACAAACUGGGGCAUAUUUUUACAAAUGAUGAAGAGGUCAUUGCCCUGGUGAACAAGGUCUUGCCGAUUUACAUCGUCUUUCAGCUGUUUGAGGCCAUCUGUUGCGUCUACGGCGGAGUCCUGAGGGGAACCGGCAAACAGGCCUUCGGAGCCAUUGCGAACGCAGUCAUGUAUUACGUCAUUGGCCUCCCUCUGGGCAUCGUUCUGACCUUUGUGGUCAGAAUGAGAAUCAUGGGCCUCUGGCUGGGCAUGCUGGCUUGCGGCCUCCUGGCAGCCGCCGCCUUCGCGGUCUACACGGCCCGCAUGGACUGGAAGCUAGCUGCCGAGGAGGCUCAGAAGCAUGCGGGGCUGCUGCCGCAGAGCCCCAACGGCGCGGUGAGCACGGUGAGCACGGCCCCCAGACCCGGGCCUGCGAAGGCUGUCACAUCCUCAGGAGACUCUGAUGCCCAGGUCUGUUCACAAGGCCUUUGUGAGGCUCUGAGAAGGGGGCCGGGGGGCCCUGCCCAGGGAAGCGCAGUGCACCAUGAUCCCCGGUGCCCCUGCCCCCACAAACCCCUGCAGAUCUGGGAGCCGUGAAACCCUGACGAGGAAGAUCCACGGACCCUCCUUUGCCUCUCCCCUCACCUUUCAUUCCGUCCUCAUCGCGCUGAUCACAGACCUUGAGAAACACUUGUUCUUCCAGCAGUGAUCAGAUAUAAACAAGGACAGCAAAACCCAGAUGGCCUGGCCACAACGGCCUCGGGAUGGAAGGCAACACUAACCCAAAUUCUAGGACGCUCUUCUUGGAGGCCUGGGACCUGCCCAACAUCCUCAGGCUCUCCACAUCAGGCUGUGUGUCACCAUCCAGAAUGGAGGGCAGCCUGGCCUCCCCUCAGUCCCUUCGGCAUCAGUAGCUAUAAACACGUUCACAAAAUGAGUUUCUGCAUCAAAGCCCAUAGAAAAAAUGGAUCCAUAGAAUGUCAUCCCAGUUUCAAAGACUCAACGCGAAUCCAUGUGGUAUUUAGAACCUGGUGAUACUCGAGGUCACCCACUCCCAGGAAGGUGGGUAUCCUCGUCUGGGACACACAUACCUCACUGAGCUGCUGGCAACCAAACAGAACGACUGGGAACAGAGCACAGGAAAAUAAUGUCAUUUCCCCAAAUGUGUUCUAAGGUUAAAGGGUAUUCAGACAAAAGGCUUUCAUGGUCAAGUAAGUUUGGGCAACCCACACCAGCACUGCAAAGGUUCUAUGGCCUUGGAUCCUUUAAGAUGCUCCAGUGCUUUAUGAAUCCUGGUAGACAGGAUGGGUAGCGGGAUCAACUUUUGUGUAAAACCUUAUGGGGUUAGUGUUCUGGGAACAGGCUUACAGAAAAGCUUGCUUUAGAUGAGCAAAUGGAGAUAAGAGGGUGUCGUUGAAAAAAACCUAUUUACUAUAUAGGCAUUUUAAAAAAUAAAAACUCACAGGGGCGCCUGGGUGGCUCAGUUAAGCAUCCGACUCUUGAUUUCGGCUCAGGUCAUGAUCUCAGGGUCAUGAGAUGCAGCCCUGUGUGGGCUCUGUGCUCCAUGUGGAGUCGGCUGGAGAAUCUUUCUUCUACUCCCUCUGCCCCUCCCCCCACCUCUUCCUCUGUUUAAAAAAAAAACACACAAAUGACAGAAAGAGAAAUCUUGGCUAAGAAUUUAAAUGAGAAAGCAAGACUUAAAGUUGAUAAAUACUACCUGUGAUAGAUUAAGGCAAAAAAUGGAUUUGUAGUUGGGGAAAACUUAUAGCCAAAGAAUUGUCUCCGACAGGGCAUAAGAGGUUCCAUGCUAAGAAUGUUAUUAAACUUCAUACCAGUUUUAGCAAAUAUAGUGUAUUUAUUUUGAAGCAGAAUAUGUGAAUAGUCGAGGCAAUAAUUUAGUUUAACUAGAAAUUAGAACAUACAAUUUAAUAUACUACAUGAAAACUCCAUAUUGAAGUUCUGAGAUAUUUUAUGACCAAUUAUCCUGAUGAAGUGACAGUGUUAAGCAGCUGUUUCUUAAUCUCACCUAGUGAUGAAUUCUUGAUACCUCACCCUGUGAUUAAAUCACACAUUUUCUCAUCGUGCAGAGGCGGGGAGGGUGGAGCCCUUGCAACCAGGAGUCACCACAGCCUGGCAGGGAAGCUGCAUUCCACAGGGCUCUUUCCCACCUAGCUGAAGCACCUGGUCUCAUGUCUGGGCCAGGCUCAGGAGAUCCCGUUCCUCUCCUUCCUAUGUCCUCCGUCCCCUUCAGCGUGGCCAACUGCUAUGGCUUACAGAGUCUGCCUCCAAACCAUCCACCAUCAGCCCCUCGGAGGCUCUCCAGCUCCAAAGUCCUAAAUAUCCAAGGCCUCUUGUCCAUGACAGGAGGUGGCUUUCCACAUUAAGU
This is a messenger RNA of Nyctereutes procyonoides (raccoon dog), 4496 nucleotides long. It is a transcript of the gene SLC47A2, whose product is annotated as solute carrier family 47 member 2. Gene Ontology annotation, molecular function: antiporter activity; xenobiotic transmembrane transporter activity. Gene Ontology annotation, cellular component: membrane. The coding region runs from base 953 to 2707 and encodes 584 amino acids. Gene Ontology annotation, biological process: xenobiotic detoxification by transmembrane export across the plasma membrane. Lineage: Eukaryota; Metazoa; Chordata; Mammalia; Carnivora; Canidae. The record is from RefSeq and is a predicted model, not a curated record. The transcript has 18 exons.